Molecule: messenger RNA, 616 nt
Organism: Vespa velutina
Lineage: Eukaryota; Metazoa; Arthropoda; Insecta; Hymenoptera; Vespidae
Exons: 2
Coding region: 43-363 (106 amino acids)
Source: RefSeq, a predicted model, not a curated record
AUAUAUAUAUAUAUAUGUUCUAUACAUCGAUCAAUUCGUUAUAUGACUUUGGAAAAAAUCUUUUCAAUUGCAACUGAAAGGAGAAUGAUAUCCUUGCUGGGCAGUUUUUUCGCAAUCAUGCUAAUAAAUGGAGAAUUGACUGAACCUUCUGUUAACACGUCAUCGUUACCUUUAACAACGAUUUUUAUAAAUACGGAAAAAAUGAGCGAGGAACAAACGACAAUGCCUUCUAUUCAUGAAGUAGCUUUUAGAGGCCCUUCAGAAGACAUGCCUUUAGGGGCUAUCAUAGUUGCACCUCAAAUAGAAUGUAAUGUAGGAUAUAAACGAGAUGGGAAUGGCAUUUGUAGACCCGUCACAUUUUGACGACCAAUCGAAAAAUUUCUUUCUCUUUUAUUCUAACGUAAUUCUCUUUAUAUACACGCAUAUGUAUAUUAUUAAUAUAUUUAAUAUUAUUUUAUAUCAUUAAUAUUAGAAUUUAUAAUGUUUUUCAUUCGUGUAAUAAAAAGAAAAUAUAUAAUAAAUUUUGAUAAUUAAUAGUUUAAUAUAUAUGUAUAUAUAUAUAUAUAUUUUUUUUUUUUUUUAAUAUACGUUAUAUUUCAUUCACAAUAUACGCGUU